Molecule: messenger RNA, 1107 nt
Organism: Camellia sinensis
Lineage: Eukaryota; Viridiplantae; Streptophyta; Magnoliopsida; Ericales; Theaceae
Source: RefSeq, a predicted model, not a curated record
AUGGAUCAACUACGUGCGUUGACUGAGAGCGUCACCUCUCUUCAACAGAACCAACAACUCUUAAUGGAUGCCCUACUAGCCUUACAAAGGGCACCUACACUUCCAUCAUCGUCUAACCCUCUUUCAACAUCACAAAAUGGCGCUCCACCAUUAGCCCAGAAUGGCUCGGAAGCCAACCUCGCUACACAAAACAACUUGCGAACCCAGGCGGGAGGACAAACAAUCGCCCCGCUCCCUCCGUCAGCUCCCAACCAAAUACCUCCACCGCAAGUUAGAUCCAUUAGCGGAGCUCCCACCGCAGUGCCUUCGACUAGCUCUCCAGCUCUCCUGGUGGAUCAGAACCCUUCCCAGCCAUUAACAUUGGAAGUAGUAAAAGAACACAUACACAGUCUACUUCAGACAAACAAAGGUCACAUCCCUGCCUCCCCAGAAUUGGACCUCCGUUCCCCUUACCCUAUUCACAUUGCAAGUCUUCCAUAUCCAGCGGGAUAUACAGUACCCAAGUUUGUUCGCUUCGACGGACGAAAAGGGAACGCCAGGGAGCAUGUUUCACGCUUUCUUGACGCCCUUGGAGCUUAUCGAGAGGACCGAAACCUCCGCAUGAGGGAAUUCUACAAAUCCCUCACAGAUCGAGCAUUCUCGUGGUAUGCUAACCUCGCUGCUGGCUCUAUUUCUUCAUGGGAAGACUUGGUAAAAACGUUUUACAUCAAGUUCUUUUACAUUGAAGAAAGGUUAACCACCCUUCAUCUUAUGAGGGAAACACAACGACUUGGGGAGGAUAUCCUCGUUUACGUCCGCUGUUUCAGGGAAAAAGCAGUAGACAUUCAAGACCCGAUAGAAGAACACCAACUGGUGUCAUUGUGCAUUGAAAGAAUGCUCGCGACUUAUAAACUCCAGUUGGUCAACCACCAUUUCCCUGACUUUUUCGCUUUAUGUGCUGCGGCCCGAAACAUAAGUGAAGCAGUAAGAUCAUGGGCACGAAUGACAGCACCACAACCCCACUCAUGGCGACCAACGGCACCUCAACCUUCCUCAUGGAGGCCUAACCGACGCAAUCACGCUGUAUAUGUAGCCAAAGGCCCCUUUAGAGGAAGAGGAGACUCGUAG